AUGACCUUCGACCUGCCGGAGGAACUUCAACCCUUUCUGGACGACAUAACUCUCUCACUUAGUGUCGUUGCCAACUCUCCAUCUCGAGUCCAGAAGGCAGCAGUCAACCUCCAGGGUGUUUAUCGCCAGCACUACAAUAAUGUCUGCAGGAAGUAUCUGCAAGCCAACACUCGUACCCUCCAGUCCCAGCCCGAAACUCAUACACAGCGUCUCAAUGCAAUCCGGCGAAGAUAUGAGACUGAAUUCCAGCAACGGCUCUCGCGAAUGCAAGGGCAAUACCUCGCGACUUCCCAGCGCGAGCAAAGAUCCCUUCCCAAGAGGACCCCAUUCAAUGCUGAGUAUACGCCGCUCCUGGAGAAAUACUUUGAAUACAACGCAUUUCCUCCGUUAAGGGAUCGCGAAUGGCUUGCGAGAAAAUCGAUGAUGACCCCCCGACAGAUCGAAGUCUGGUUCCAAAAUCACCGUCGCAGGGCCCGAAAUGAAGGAAGGCGCCUCGAAAGAAUUCCAAUGGAUAGAAUUCCUGUCGAAAUAUCUCUGGACUCGCUGGAAGAGACGAUGGCGCCUUUCCUCGCUCCAAAGUCCAAGCGAUCUCCCAGCGUCCAUCGCCGUCUUACUCCACCAAUCAACUCAUCCCACCCUCGUCCCGAGCAAAUGUCUGCUUCCACCAGCAUAACGACUGUCCUUGACGCGGUGUCUCCGCCUUCAUAUGCCUUCCCGACGAAAUUCUGCCCGUCCUCCCAAAAUCGAGACCAGACCUUUCCUUGUAAGCCAAGCGACUUUGGCCUCUGCGCGGAAGGAAGGACGGGGAAGCCGACCAGCAAACUUCGCAAAAAGACAUGCUCAAUGGCUGCCAUUUGCGAUUCAUUGCUGGUGACGCGUAUUGCGGGACCGCCCAUUGAAACGGAGUCUGAGAGCCCCUGGCAUGCGUCAAGAUGUAUAGGGCACAUCGUUGCCCCUCACCCAGCCCUUGUCCAAACUCCCGCCCCAUCUGCAUCGCAGCCCUCGCCGGCAUCGGCCACUACCACUCAUGCCCACUGUCGAUCUGCCCCAAAAACCAGUGUAAGACAUCGGGAUUUCACACCCUACUAUCUCCCCAGCGCUCUGCCCUCAAGGGCACUAUCCCGAUCAUCGUCCAAUAGUUCCAUGUCGUCAGUUAGCUCAUUUACUGGGCCAAUGACACCAGAAAACUGGCAGAAUCCGACCUUGCCUUUGAUCCAGGGCGACGACGAGCCUUCACCUUCGCCACAGUUCCUCUCCCGAGCGCCUGCGGGUGUACUCGCGACUGCAUUCGAUGCCUACGCCCUUUCACCAGUCUCUUUGGUCCCUGGCAAGCUAGCAUCAAGCUGA
Molecule: messenger RNA, 1347 nt
Organism: Coprinopsis cinerea okayama7#130
Lineage: Eukaryota; Fungi; Basidiomycota; Agaricomycetes; Agaricales; Psathyrellaceae
Product: homeodomain type 2 mating protein a2-1
Exons: 3
Coding region: 1-1347 (448 amino acids)
Biological process (GO): regulation of DNA-templated transcription
Molecular function (GO): DNA binding; DNA-binding transcription factor activity, RNA polymerase II-specific
Source: RefSeq, a predicted model, not a curated record